This is a messenger RNA of Paramormyrops kingsleyae, 1495 nucleotides long. RefSeq lists its product as uncharacterized. NCBI's taxonomy places the organism in Eukaryota, Metazoa, Chordata, Actinopteri, Osteoglossiformes, Mormyridae. The record is from RefSeq and is a predicted model, not a curated record.
AUGUCGCUGAGAGCCGCCUCCCAGUUGGACCUCCACGCCAGCCCUUCCUCGCUGGGCCCGUGGAAGCCACUGUCCCUCAGCAGUGGCAGCGUGGAGGGCCGGCAGUCCCGCGCCAGGGACGGCCAGGAGGAGGCGCCGGCUGUGCCGAGAACCUGCCGGCGACCCGUCAGAGCGGUGCGGCCCGUUAGCGCGCUCAGCCCCAAUGCCUCCUUUCUGCAGAUUAACCGCCUGCAGGGGGAGCUAGUGAGGAAGAGAAAGGAAUGCGAAGACCUGAAGCAGGAGAACAAGUUCCUGUCUAAUGAGAUCCACAUGGAGCGUAUAAUGAUGCGCACGGAGAACGAGCUGACCAUGAGGAACCUGCGCAGCCUGAACCAGGAACUCCAGGGACAGAUCAAGGAGCUGAAGCAGAAGCUCCACAUCAGCCAGCAGAGGGUGACACUGUGCUCAAAGGCAGCAGAGGAUGCAGAGGUGUCUCACGGUGAGGCAGAGAGGGCCCGGGGCAUGGCAGAGGCCAGACUGCUGGACAUCCAGAAGGACCGGGAGUUGGUGCUGGCUGAGAAGAUGCAGGUGGCGCAGGAGCACCAUCUGCUGAAGAACCGGCACAUGGAUAUUCAGCUGCUUCUGGCCCAGACGGAGAAGAACUACUUUGAGACCAAACUGAAACUGGAUAGGGUCUCCUCUGAGAAGCAAGUUCUCGUGGAGGGGAACCGUGGCCUGGAGGAGGACAAGAAGGAGCUGAGGACGAGCCAGAAGCUGCUCGCUGAAGAAAACGCGAAACUCCGAGAGAAGGAGACAAGCAGCCGCCGUAAGGCCCUAGCAGCUGAGGAAGUCUGUGAGCGUGUGUCCCAGGCGCGGAGAGACGCGGAUCGCCAGUGCCGGGUAGCAGAGCAGGAGGCGCGCGAGCGAGCGCAGGAGAGCCUGAGUUGGAAGGAGAAGCACCAGGCGCUGGCAGCCACACUCAAGGCCCAGGAGGACCUCCGCUCACAGAGACAGAAUAAGGCGUGUCAAGCAAACAUCAGAAGCUACUUCCUGUGUGUGACUGAGAGUGACCAGCGGAUCAAGAUCUUGAAGAAUCCUGAUGGGUCACCCAGGAACUUCACGGAGGGGGACCCCGUUUACAUCUCCACGGCUGAUACCGGAGGUGAGGAUGCAGGGGAGAGGACCCAGGAGAGGACUAUAUACCGAGUGACAGCGCCUAGUGCUAGGAGCAGUUUUGGCCCCGCCCACUUCUCAGAGCUGUCACCAAUGGGGCCAGAGGCACCUGACACAGGUCCACGGCGGAGUGGCCGGAGAGUCGUCGAAUACUUCUGGCUACCUACUGAUGACCAAUGAAAGGAACAGCGUGAACAUCUUUUUCAGUUAUAGGACACAGAGUGGUGUAGUCUUAAGGUGUUUAAUAGCAACUUGUAGGCAGUGGUACUUAAAACUAUGAUUAGAAUUUGUAAUGAUACUCUGGAAUAUUCCUACAAAGAUUUACCAUGUUUCUCUCCCAGGA